UCUCAAUCUUCUCUUCCCUCUAUCUCUCCUCCCAAUAUUGUUCUACACCGACUAGCUACCAGCUAUUUUAGAAAGGUUAAGAAGUAAAUCUUGGACAAUCUUGUUUCGCAAUGGCAACCAAGGAAGAGGCUUUAUACAAGCCUUACGAUCAAUUCAUCCUCUUUGGGGAUUCAAUCACCCAGAUGUCCAGUGACCCCCACAUGGGGUUUGGGCUAUUCGCAGCACUGCAGGAUGCUUACAGUCGACGCCUGGAUGUGAUCAACCGUGGGUUUGGUGGCUAUACCUCUGGUCAUGCCAUCAAAGUCUUUCCCAAGUUCUUUCCCACCCCGGAACAAGCCACAGUGCGGUUCAUGACUAUCUUCUUUGGAGCCAACGACGCGUGUCUCCCCGGCAGCCCCCAGCAUCUCCCAUUGGACGUGUAUAAAGAGAAUCUAACUCGCAUCAUCCAACAUCCUGCAACAGUGGCCCAAAAUCCACAUAUCCUCCUGCUGACUCCACCUCCUGUAAACGAAUACCAAUUACAGGGGUUUGACGAGUCCAAGGGAAAUGCCCAUCCCAGCCGAACCGCCGCUUUUACUAAACAGUAUGCGGAGGCAGUUCGCGAAGUUGGCGCCUCUCUCGACAUCCCUGUAGUGGAUGUAUGGAAGGCGUUCAUGUCUGCCGUUGGUUGGAAGGAGGGUGAGCCACUGCCGGGCUCAAGAGAUUUGCCAAAAUUGGAUCAAUUUGCGCGAUUUUUCACUGAUGGGCUACAUUUGACGGCGGAUGGGUAUCGGGUAGUGUUUGAUGCGAUUAUGGAAACGAUCCGAGCAAAGUGGCCAGAGGAAGAACCUACUGCAAUGGAUAUGGUUCAUCCCGCAUGGACGGAGGCGCCAAGGUAGAGAGCGACGGAUAUGUAAUGGCAACGGGUGGGGAUCCGCACGGAUCGAUAGUUUACCACGUUCUAUAGAAUGGAAAGACUAAAUUUUUUCUAUAAAUUUCCCAGAGCUCCUAGAAUGUAGUAUAAGUUCAAAGGGUUGACUGUUAUUGCCUAUUCCUUACAGUUAGUGAAGGUGUGCAAACAAAAGCGGUCUAGAAUCGGCUCCAAGUCCAAACUCCGUCGGAGACAAAAGAAACUCAGACUAAGCCCAAGAUAGAAAGUGACGGCCGUUGCAUUGA
This is a messenger RNA of Aspergillus pseudotamarii, 1155 nucleotides long. RefSeq names its product SGNH/GDSL hydrolase family protein. The coding region runs from base 111 to 878 and encodes 255 amino acids. Lineage: Eukaryota; Fungi; Ascomycota; Eurotiomycetes; Eurotiales; Aspergillaceae. The record is from RefSeq and is a predicted model, not a curated record. The transcript is spliced from 5 exons.